Messenger RNA from Scatophagus argus, 7727 nucleotides. It is a transcript of the gene ptprk, whose product is annotated as protein tyrosine phosphatase receptor type K. The record is from RefSeq and is a predicted model, not a curated record. The coding region runs from base 262 to 4761 and encodes 1499 amino acids. Gene Ontology annotation, molecular function: protein binding; protein tyrosine phosphatase activity. The transcript has 41 exons. Gene Ontology annotation, biological process: protein dephosphorylation. NCBI's taxonomy places the organism in Eukaryota, Metazoa, Chordata, Actinopteri, Scatophagidae. Gene Ontology annotation, cellular component: membrane.
CGUGAAACAAAGUGCAGCGUCCGCGAGAGCCCGUAGCGAAGCGAAAGGAGAAAGGAGAGAAUGGAGCGGCUGAAUCCACAACAGGAGGAAUAAUAAACCACGAACUGAAGAAGAAGAAGACGACUGAAGGCGGCGGCGGCGGAGGAAGAGGCGGACAAGGAGAAGAAGAAGAAGGACAAACACGCUGGGAAGAAGAAAAGAAAAACUUUUCGGGGGGGAGAAAACAGUUAACAGACUCAACACACGGCCACGUUUAAAAACAUGGAUACACUUUUCUCUCUGUUCCCGGGACUCCUGUUUCUCUUCUGGGCAGUUAGUAACGUCUGCGGUCAAAUCCCGACAGCUCACAUGGGGCGCGCCGAGAAGGGGAGCUGCACGUUUGACGAGGGCUUCUCUCAGUGUGAUUACCAGCAGGAUCCCUACGAUGACUUUGACUGGACACACAUCAACACCCAGGAAGUGCCGUACGUCUCGCCAGAUCUGCCCCAAGGUUCCUACAUGUACGUGGACGUCUCUCAGUAUGACAUUGGGGAGAAGGCCAGGUUUCAGCUGCCAGUCAUGAAGGAGAAUGACACGCACUGUAUCGACUUCAACUAUCUCCUCACCAGCCCCGACGGCUCCAGCCCCGGCACUCUCAACGUCCUGGUGAAGGUGAACAAAGGUCCACUGGCCAACCCUAUUUGGAAUGUCACAUCCUACACUGGUAAAGACUGGCUGAAAGCCGAACUCGCCGUCUCCACUUUUUGGCCCAAUGAAUAUCAGGUCAUUUUCGAAGCAGAGGUUUCGGACAGCAAAGCCGGCUUCAUCGCCAUUGAUGACAUUCAGGUGCUCAGCUACCCAUGCGAUAAAUCCCCGCAUUUCUUGCGCCUUGGGGACGUGGAGGUGAACGCCGGACAAAACGCCACAUUUCAGUGUAUCGCUACAGGACGAGACACGUCCAACAAUAAGCUCUGGCUACAGAGGAGAAAUGGAGAAGAUAUUCCUGUGGCUCUGACCAAAAACAUCAACCACAGACGGUUUGCCGCCUCCUUCCACCUAAAAGAAGUCACAAACCAGGAUCAAGAUCUGUACCGCUGCGUCACCCAAUCAGAGCGAGGCUCCGGGGUGUCUAAUUUUGCUGGCCUUAUCGUCAGAGAGCCCCCUCACCCCAUCGCCCCACCCCAGCUGUUAGGCGUCGGUCCUACGUAUCUGCUGAUCCAGCUGAAUGCUAACUCCAUAUUUGGAGAUGGACCCAUUAUACUGAAAGAGGUUGAGUAUCGUAUGACAUCUGGCAGCUGGACGGAGACUCACGCUGUGAACUCUCCCAACUAUAAGUUAUGGCAUCUUGACCCGGACACAGAGUACGAGAUCAGAGUGUUGCUGACCAGACCGGGAGAGGGAGGGACGGGCAAACCUGGACCGCCGCUCAUUACCCGGACCAAAUGUGCAGAACCUAUGCGGACUCCUAAGAGGCUAAAGAUCGCUGAGACCAGGUCUCGUCUGAUCGCCGUGGACUGGGAAUCGCUGGGUUACAACAUCACUCGCUGUCAUACCUUUAAUGUCACCAUCUGCUACCAUUACAUGACUGCCAACAACCGCAGCAAAGCUGACUGCUUGGACAUGGACCCUAAAGCACCACGCCACCUGGUGGGAAACCUGCCACCCUACACCAACGUCAGCCUCAAGAUGAUUCUGACCAAUCCAGAGGGGCGAAAAGAGAGUGACGAAACCAUCAUACAAACUGAUGAAGAUGUUCCAGGCGCAGUUCCCAAUCAGUCACUAAGAGCCACUCCCUUUGAAGACAGUAUUCGUCUUUACUGGAAGGAACCAACUGAACCCAAUGGAGUCAUCAUACAGUAUGAGGUCAGCUACAGUGGUGUGCGUUCCUUUGACCCUUCGGUACCUCUCCAGCGGCCGGGGCUGACGGUGUCUCUGCCCUCAAACGUCACCAAUCACCUGUUUUCCCAGCUCCACCCAGGUGUCACAUACCAGCUCUCUAUACGAGCGUCCACCUCCAAAGGAUUUGGUCCUGCAACCACGCUGAACGUGACUACUAAUAUUUCAGCUCCGACAAUCGAUGAGUAUGAUGGGUCAGAAGCCUUUCUGAAUGAAACUGCAACAACCAUCACAGUCCUGCUCAAACCUGCCCAGGCCAAGGGAGCUCCUAUAAGCGCGUACCAGAUUGUAGUUGAGGAAGUGAAUCCCCAGCGGACACGUCGUCAGGCUUCCUCUGACUGUUAUGAGGUCCCAGUUUCCUACCACAGUGCAUCUAGCAGUGGAUCUCCAUAUUAUUAUGCCGCCCAGCUGUCCCCCAGCAACCUGCCUGAGCCGCUCCCCUUCACUGUGGGAGACAACAAGACAUAUCAGGGUUUCUGGAAUCCUCCACUGGCUCCAAGGAAGAACUACAACAUCUACCUUCAGGCUGUUAGCAGCACAGAAAGGGAAACAAAGACGCAGUGUUUGAGGUUGGCUACUAAAGGUGCUACAGAGGAGCCAGAAGUCAUCCCUGACCCUGCUAAACAGACGGAUAGGGUCGUGAAGAUCGCAGGGAUCAGCGCUGGGGUUCUUGUCUUUAUACUCCUGGUGCUGGUAGCCAUCCUAUUGGUCAAAAAGAGGAGGACCUACUAUUCAUACUCUUAUUACCUGAAACUGGCUAAAAAACGCAAAGACGCCAUCGGAACGACUCGACAGGAAAUGACUCACAUGGUGAAUGCGAUGGACCGCAGCUAUGCUGACCAGAGCACUCUGCACGGAGAGGAUCCCAUGGCUGUGACAUUCAUGGACUCUCACAACUACAACAACAGAUUGCCCAACGACCCUCUGGUUCCUACAGCUGUGCUAGUUCCAAUCACAGACGAGAACCACAGCGGCUCGGCGGCAGAGAACAGCCGGCUGCUGGACGUUCCUCGGUACCACUGCGAAGGAACCGAAUCCCCCUACCAGACGGGGCAGCUCCACCCUGCCAUCAGAGUGGCCGACCUCCUGCAGCACAUCAACCUAAUGAAAACAUCGGACAGCUACGGCUUUAAGGAGGAGUAUGAAGUGUUACAGAGCUUCUUUGAGGGCCAGUCGGCCUCAUGGGAUGUGGCCAAGAAGGAGCAGAACCGCACCAAGAACCGCUAUGGGAACAUUAUAGCAUAUGACCAUUCACGGGUUAUUCUCCAGCCCAUAGAAGACGACCCCUCCUCCGACUACAUCAACGCCAACUACAUCGAUGUAAGUGGAAACGCAUCGAAUGCUACUAUUGGCUCCCAACGAAACCAACGAAACCACACUCCCUCGCUCAUUUGGCUGUACAGGGAUGGCUACCAGAGACCGAGUCACUACAUUGCUACUCAGGGUCCUGUUCAUGAGACGGUGUAUGACUUCUGGAGGAUGGUGUGGCAGGAACAGUCAGCCUGCAUCGUCAUGGUAACCAAUCUGGUGGAGGUUGGAAGGGUUAAGUGCUAUAAGUACUGGCCUGAUGAUGCGGAGGUGUACGGAGACUUCAAGGUGACUUUUGUGGAGGUUGAACCUCUUGCUGAAUAUGUGGUUCGCACAUUCACACUGGAGAGGCGUGGAUUCAACGAGGUGCGGGAAGUCAAGCAGUUCCACUUCACAGGCUGGCCUGAUCACGGAGUCCCGUAUCACGCCACGGGCCUACUUUCCUUCAUCCGCAGAGUUAAAAUCUCCAAUCCACCCUCUGCUGGCCCAAUUGUGGUCCACUGCAGUGCCGGAGCAGGACGUACGGGCUGUUUCAUAGUCAUCGACAUCAUGUUGGACAUGGCGGAGAGAGAAGGAGUGGUCGACAUCUACAACUGUGUGAAGGCUCUUCGCUCCAGGAGGAUCAACAUGGUACAGACUGAGGAGCAGUACAUAUUCAUCCAUGAUGCCAUACUAGAGGCUUGUCUAUGUGGAGAAACAGCCAUCCCAGUCUGUGAGUUCAAAGCUGCUUUUUACGAGCUGAUCCGCAUCGACUCACAGACCAACUCGUCACAUCUGAAGGACGAGUUCCAGACAUUAAACUCGGUGACUCCUCAGCCUCAGCCUGAAGACUGCAGUAUUGCGUUGUUGCCUAGAAACCAAGAUAAGAACCGCUUUAUGGAUGGCCUUCCUCCUGACAGAUGCCUUCCUUUCCUCAUCACAAUAGACGGGGAAAGCAGCAACUACAUCAAUGCUGCUCUGAUGGAUAGCUACAGACAGCCUGCUGCGUUCAUCGUUACCCAGCAUCCUUUGCCUAACACCGUAAAAGACUUUUGGCGUCUGGUUUACGACUACGGCUGUACCAGUUUGGUGAUGCUGAAUGAAAUCGACCUGGCUCAGGGUUGUCCCCAGUACUGGCCAGAAGAGGGCAUGCUGCGUUACGGUCCGGUCCAGGUGGAGUGUAUGUCCUGCUCGAUGGACUGUGAUGUCAUCAGCAGGCUCUUCAGAGUCUGCAACCUCACCAGGCCUCAGGAAGGCUAUCUGAUGGUUCGUCAGUUCCAGUACCUGGGCUGGGCGGGGCAUAGAGAAGUGCCCGCCUCCAAACGCUCCUUCCUCAAACUGAUCCUGCAGGUCGACCAGUGGCAGCGUGAGGGAGAGGAGGGAGAGGGAAGAACCAUCGUGCACUGCCUAAAUGGAGGCGGUCGUAGUGGAGUUUUCUGUGCCAGCAGCAUUGUGUGCGAGAUGGCCAAGAGACAGAGUGUGGUUGAUGUGUUCCACGCUGUGAAGACCUUGAGGAACAGCAAACCAAACAUGGUGGAUACUCCGGAACAGUAUCGGUUCUGCUACGACCUGGCACUGGAGUUCAUCGAGUCCUCCUAAACAAAGGGGAGAAGAGGAGGGUGAGGAGGAGGAGGAGGAGGAGAUGAGGAGGAGUGGAACAUCUUUUCACUUCCCAUAUGUUUGAUCCUUUGCUUUCGCUUGGUCCCGCCUCCCCUCUGUGCUGGCCGUGCUGCGGCAUCCAUUUUUCGUCCCUACGAGUGGCGCCAGCGAAAUCGGCUCCUCGUACAGUGAAAACAAAUAAACAAAGGGAAAAGUUCAAACUUUUAACAGAUGGAGCUGCUGGGAGUGCAACACGGGGGAAGGUGUUACUUCUUUUACUCCGUUAUGCUUAUUGUAAAGCUUUUUGAGUGCCAGCGGGGCCCCCUGUUAUGUUUUGGGCCCCAUUUAAAUGUUUAGCAUCUCACCCAUGGACUUGAUGCCUCGUGCUGUCUCAGCUGCAGUUCUCAAUGUGCACUCUAGAUGUCUCCCUCCCCUCUUGCAAGCUGCGACCACAGCUUUUGAAUGACUGCAAGUUCAAGUGGCCCCUGCAUUCCUGCUCUCAUGUUGAUUUCUGACUAACUUAACAGUGUUGGGCAUCUCAUCAUGGUGAUGUUUGAAUACAAACGUAAAGCUGUUAAAGUUAAACUCUGCAAAUGCUUCUGUUUUCUACUCCAUACAUCAGCAGCAUCUUCAUGUUAUUAUGUUAUGAUUCUGGUCAUUUCAGUGAGCUCAGUCAGAACAUCAUGAUGUAUUUAAGUACGUAACAGCCACUUUCAGCCCAUUUUAAAUUGGUAACAUACAGCAGAUUGUUAGAUAACAGAAUACAUAGAAAAUAGCCCAAAUGUCAGUAUAAAUUCGCUAAUUAGGUAAAGUAUUGUUUUAGAAACAAGACUGACAGUGAAACAAAAACAGAAAAGUUUACACGGGGGAGUUUUGUUUUUUGUUUUUUUUUUUACAAUAUCAUGAAGUGGCAACUUGAAAAAAUGUGUAGGAUUAUCACAAAAUGUACAUGUUCAAAAAAUGUGACACUGUUUAUGUUUGUUGCAGUCGUAGUGAGCUGCAAGGGUCAAUUUGUCAUUUACUGAUGAGAAGUUUUGAAGUCUAAAAUAGUGUAAAAAUUGAAUACUUACGAAUUUGUUCAACCAUGUGACAUAAUCAUGUUGUUUCAGGGCUGGGCCCAAUGCACUUUCAAUUCAGCCAGUUCACAAAUGGGUUAUUUUAUUUCAAAUUUAAACAUAUUUUGGGUACAAGGGAAUCGGCUUAUUGUCUCUUAGGAAAGACUGAGAAUAAAUUACUAUUUAGUGAACAGACCAAUAACAGUUUCCAUUUAUACUUUGAAUGGAAUUGGAAGUGAACUGACCCCAGGCCUUGUUUGUUUGGUGCACUGGUGGCCGACACUCUUCUCUUUGUUUUUAUUAUAAUUUUGUAGCUGAUGUUUAUUCAUAAGCCAAAGACUUUGUGUAAAUAUGUCUAUAUGGAUAAAGCACAUUGUUUGUAUUUAUUGUUUGUUUACUUGCAUUGCUUGUAAGAACAAUCAUUUUUCAUUCCAUGUUUACUCUUUUAUCACCAGCGAUUCUUAAACUGUGGGUCGGGACGCAAAAUGGGCUUCAGGUCUGUUUCCUCUGGAGUUUCCUCUGAGAGUAUUAGUACGAUUUAAUGAGCCCAUAAUGGGUCCUGAGGCAAAGAGGCUAACGUGUGCUCGAUUUGGGUCCAUGAAGAGAAGUUUAAGAACCCCUGAUAGAAGCUGUAUAUUGAAGCAUUAGAAGUAGCUUUUCAGUAUUUAGGUGGAAUUCAGUACUUUUGUCUUGUUUUCACUUAAUGAAACUCUCUGUGAUGUUACCGUGGUUUAUUUGUGUAAAAGCCCCAUCGCUCUGUUUGUGGUCAGUAGAACAUCAGUGCAUUUAUAUGCACGGAGUAUUUUGGAUAAUAGCUCCUAUCCCUCUUAAGGUUUUAGUCGGGAUAAGCUGUUUAUCUUCAUCCUCAUAUCCUGCUCACCAUUAUCCCUGAAUACACACGGACUCAGUGAUGCAAACAGGCUUAGUGAGUGAAACAUGCAGGACUGUGAAACGAAUACAUUUAUUGUGCCUAAUCAUUUGAAUUUCCUUGUUGAUACAAGCGUUUUAGCAGCAUCUUAGACCAGCUUUGUCGAAUGCGUUCUCAUGGACGAUCAAUGUUUUGAAUACCUUUCGGACCACGAUUCAGUGUGUUUUAUUAAUCAGAAUGCUUCAUGAAUUCUUUGUGAGGCUUUAUCGAAUACCACAUGUGUAUCUGUCGUGCACAAACUUGAUUCAGAAAAAAAACAACUUUAUUGUAAAUAAAAUGUAAGAAGUUCUGCCUGGUUGGAAGAAGAGUAGCCCAGGUCUACUGUUAAGGAUGUUAUUGUAAAUAUACUAUCAUGUGUACCCUAAAAGACUCUAUUGUUGGAUGAACAGUAGAGAUUUAGAUGAUGGAUGCAAUGUCAGAACAUUAGUUCUGUUGUAGAUAAAAAAAAAAAAAAGAAAUGAAAAAAGUCAGAGAUUGUACUCCUAGAGGAUUCAGCUCAGAUUUUGACAGACAUUGUUUAAAAAUCAUUUUACUUUCCACUGAAUACAGAACUUUAUUCUGCUGGUGGAAGACCAGUUUUCUGUUUUUUCCUCCAGAUUUCUGGUUUGACUCAAAGAAGAGACAGAGACGACGUUCAGUGUCUUCAGUCAUGAUGGGGUUUACCAGUUGGACAACACUGAUGGCCAUCUCUGUAGCAUGCAGAGAGAGAAAGUGAAGCAGUCUAGUUUUAACAGAAAUUCAAUACAGCAUGUCAGCCUUUUAACUACACACUUAAGGAGAAAAGUGAGGAUGAAAUGCUGAUAAGAUGCCCUUAAUUUCUCCUUAAUAAAUCUGAGCUAAUGGCCCUGAAGAGUAGUGAAUAAAGCAGAAUAUCUGGAUGAGAGGCCAGUCUGAGUUUAGAGAUGAUAUUCAUGGAUCAUAAUUAUUCUUGUCUGUAAUGUUUGGCUUCUUUGCUGUAAUAAAGACCACUUCUUUAAUUAAAA